Messenger RNA from Plasmodium reichenowi, 621 nucleotides. RefSeq names its product cop-coated vesicle membrane protein p24 precursor, putative. Bases 1 to 621 code for a protein of 206 amino acids. Gene Ontology annotation, cellular component: COPII-coated ER to Golgi transport vesicle; endoplasmic reticulum-Golgi intermediate compartment; endoplasmic reticulum. Gene Ontology annotation, biological process: endoplasmic reticulum to Golgi vesicle-mediated transport; intracellular protein transport; Golgi organization. The transcript is spliced from 4 exons. Lineage: Eukaryota; Apicomplexa; Aconoidasida; Haemosporida; Plasmodiidae. The record is from RefSeq and is a predicted model, not a curated record.
AUGAUUUAUUUUAAAAACAUUAUUUUGUUAUCCUUUUUAUUACUAUUUUCCCUAUUUGGAAUAAUACAAUGUACACAUUUUAAUAUAGGACCAUAUGAAAAAGAUUGUAUUCAAUUAAAAGCAGAAAAAAACAACAUGAUUGUUGGGUCUUAUGAGUUUAUGGAUAGGAAAGCAUCAUGUAUUAUAUCUAUUUUUAAUCGAAGUGACAAAAAAAAGGAACCUGUUUUUAAAUCAACAAAAAUACAAGACAAGUUUGAGAUUCAGGUUCCAGCAGCAGCUGUUUAUUCCUUCUGUUACGAUAAUAGGAAAAAUUCUGAUGUAACAAUUAUGUUUACACUAAGAGUAAAAGAAAGUCAUAAUGUGAAUGACUCUGAAUUAAGUACUAUAGACGAUGUGAAACAAAUUAAUGAGAAAACAUCUGAAUUAUUUGAUCAAUUCUUGGAGGUGUUUGAUGAACAAGAAAGGAUGAUGGAGAAGUCCGAUUUAUAUAAACAAUUUAAUGAAAAAAUGAAUUCCAAAUUAAUCCUGUGGUUAGAAAUACAAAUCAUUUUAUUGGUUGUUCUAACAUUAGUUCACAUAUAUUAUAUAAAAUCUUUUUUUGAAAUAAAAACUAUAGUUUAA